AUGUUUGCCUUGACUGCCAUCAAAGGUGUUGGUCGUAGAUACUCUAAUAUUGUAUGCAAAAAAGCAGACGUAGAUUUGCGCAAACGUGCCGGUGAAUUAACUAACGAAGAAUUAGAAAGGAUCGUAACGAUCAUUCAAAAUCCAACACAAUUUAAGAUCCCAAACUGGUUUUUAAAUAGACAAAAAGAUAUAGUUGAUGGAAAAUAUUCUCAAAUUCUUGCCAAUUCAUUAGAAUCGAAAUUACGUGAAGAUUUAGAAAGAUUGAAAAAGAUUAGAGCUCAUCGUGGUUUAAGACAUUAUUGGGGUCUUAGGGUUCGAGGUCAACAUACUAAAACUACUGGUAGACGUGGUAGAACUGUUGGUGUAUCCAAAAAGAAAGGUUAG
Messenger RNA from Funneliformis geosporum, 384 nucleotides. The record is from the annotation of a GenBank genome assembly. Lineage: Eukaryota; Fungi; Glomeromycota; Glomeromycetes; Glomerales; Glomeraceae.